AUGUCUAACUCAACAUCCUCAUUCGGGCGAUAUUUCAAGAUGGAGUCUUCCGCCGAUUUCAUUUCAUCCACACCUGUGGUCAUCCGAAGCCAGCAUCUCAGUUACUACGUCGCUAUCAGUGCGAUAUUACUGGUGGCAUGGCUGUUCCAAACAUCACAGACGAGCAAAGCGAAGGCAGUAAAGGUGCCUUUCUACAAGGCAUCAAUAUUAAAAUGGUACUUCGACGCUGAGACUCUAGUCCGGGACUCGUACACUAAGUUUCAUGAUAAAGUCUACCAGAUCAAGGCGACAGAAGGGCUCCAGGUGUUGGUACCAGCGAAGCUUGUCGGCGAGUUGAAGGGUCUUCCCGAGAACGUUCUCAGCGCGACGGAGGCCGUGAGCGAGGCUUUGAUGAGCAGAUACACCAAGUUUUGCCCCGAACAACAUCAAGAUCUGCUGGCGACGUUGGUGCGGACGAGGCUAACGCAGAAUCUCGCGCGUCUGAUCCCACAGCUCAAGGAAGAGGUGGAAUACAUCACGGCGACCGAGUUCCCCGAUUGCAAGGAAUGGACGCCAGUCAAGUUUCAACCGUUUGCCUUGAGGUGUGUUGCACGGACAAGUGGGCGGGCUUUCGUCGGCCCCUCGAUCUGUCGACAGGAGCAAUGGAUGUCAAUCAGCAUUAACUUUGCAGUGCACAUCUUCCUGUCGCUGGUAAAGCUGCAGUUCUUCCCGGCGUGGCUCCGACCGAUCGGGCAGUACCUGGUAUCGGACCUAGGAAAGCUUCGGCAGGACGAGCAAGACGCCAAGAAGAUGCUGAUCCCCAUCAUCGAGGAGCGUCUACGGGAUAUGGAUUGCCCCGGCUACGAGAAGGCAGACGAUCUCAUCCAGUGGCUGCUGGACGCACUACCGGAAGGAGAGAAGAGGGACUACCAAGCACAGGCCGAGCUUCAGCUCAUCCUCAGCGCCGCCUCGAUCCAUACGACCAACAACCUCCUUGUUGACUGCAUAUACGACCUCGCUGCGAACCCCCAGUUUGCGGAAGAGCUACGACAGGAAGCCACCGCGGUGCUUCAGGGCGAUGACAACGGCUGGGCAAGGAAGGACUCGAUGAGCAAGCUCAAGAAGCUCGACAGCUUCAUGAAGGAGGUGCAGCGCCUGUCCGGCAACGUCACCUCCUUCAUCCGCAAGGUCGUGCAGCCCAUCGACCUGUCCGACGGCACCCACCUCCCCGCGGGGACCAAGGUGCUGGCCCCGCAGUGCGGCAUCAGCCACGACGAGCGGUACUUCCCGAACCCGGACCAGUUCGACGCCCUGCGCUUCUACCAGAUGCGCCAGCGCAGCGAGGACGACAUGAACAGGCACCAGUUCACGAGCAUCAACGACACCAACAUGAACUUUGGCGCGGGCAAGCACGCCUGCCCGGGCCGCUUCUUUGCCGGCAACGAGAUCAAGAUGAUCCUGGCGUACUUCCUCAUCAACUUCGACAUUAAGCUGAAGGACGGCGAGUCGAGGCCCAAGGCGAUGAUGCUGAUGAUGUCGAAGACGCCAGACCCGAACGCAGAGAUCCUGUUCCGACGAAGGACAGUGGAGGUUUGA
Messenger RNA from Diaporthe amygdali, 1575 nucleotides. RefSeq names its product ent-kaurene oxidase. The coding region runs from base 1 to 1575 and encodes 524 amino acids. The transcript has 2 exons. Gene Ontology annotation, molecular function: oxidoreductase activity, acting on paired donors, with incorporation or reduction of molecular oxygen; heme binding; monooxygenase activity. NCBI's taxonomy places the organism in Eukaryota, Fungi, Ascomycota, Sordariomycetes, Diaporthales, Diaporthaceae. The record is from RefSeq and is a predicted model, not a curated record.